Messenger RNA from Aricia agestis (brown argus), 3146 nucleotides. It is a transcript of the gene DUBAI, whose product is annotated as ubiquitin carboxyl-terminal hydrolase 35. Bases 279 to 2390 code for a protein of 703 amino acids. The transcript has 13 exons. The record is from RefSeq and is a predicted model, not a curated record. Gene Ontology annotation, cellular component: nucleus; cytosol. Gene Ontology annotation, biological process: protein deubiquitination. Gene Ontology annotation, molecular function: cysteine-type deubiquitinase activity; cysteine-type endopeptidase activity. NCBI's taxonomy places the organism in Eukaryota, Metazoa, Arthropoda, Insecta, Lepidoptera, Lycaenidae.
AAACAAUACAUUAUAAUAUAAUAAAAUUUAUUCUGCGAUUCUCUGCUAAUUUUCAUACUUUAUAAUUACAAAAAUGUGCCGUGUUGAAUUUAUUGCUUUCUUGAACGUAUCUCAUCAGUUUUAUUGAUCGUAUAAGUGCUUUAUUUGUGUUGAAUUGAGUGUGGUUAUUCAUAACAGUACAUAGGAUACAUGGGAAAAAGGAUUUUCGGGCGAGACCAAUGCUUUUCAAGGAAAAAGGAUUUUAAGAAUUUAAUUUUAGUGGAGAACUUGAUAUCAAAAUGGCAGUCAAGAAGCAUAAACUAGGUGCGGACCAUCAGAAGCAGAUUGACUUGAUGGCAUUGGCAAAGUAUUUGCAGUUGUUAAAUGAACAACAAAAUUAUAUUCCUCAAGCGCCAGAGAUGAUGCAAAACUGUCAGGAUAUCUUGAAAUGUCUUGCUCGUACUUCUGGUAAUGAAGAUGAGUUGUGGCAAUUGCUGCAACCAAUUGAAGAGUUUUUGCUGCGUGUCGUAAGAAAUGCAGACUGUGUCAUAGCAAUUUUGGAUAAAUUCUAUGCCUACAUUUCUGACCCACAGUCAGUAAUUUAUCCUCCUAUUGCGGAUGUUCUGGUGGUGAUUGAGGGUGCUGAUGAGGAGUCAAUACUCAUGGCGGCCAAGUGGGUUGUGAAGCAGAGGAAGGAUGAGCCUACCGGCACUAAUCACACAGUGGCACUGUCCCGAUUAUAUUUAUGGCUGUGCAACUGGCAUGGCACGCCGGCCCUUGGCAAUUGGAUAUUGGCCUACAUCAAAGCACUAGAAGAGAGCCAGCGGUUCAACAUUCUGAUUGAAGCGAGUCUCGAGCAGGUCGGGAAUCUGUUCCUGGCUCUGGGUGAUAUGCUUGUCUUCCACCAGAGCUACGUCAGAGUGACCCUCCAUGUUUUGGAGUCGCUGAGGGAAUCUGCAGAGGCGUUUGAUAAGAUCUCACCAUAUAUUGAGCGUGUUCUGGUAAACUUGGCAUCUGACAGUGAGCAAUGGAGUCGUGAGUUACUUCAGAAAUUGGUUGAUAUCCUGACGGCCAUGGUCGACUGCAUCAGCAACAGAAACACAGCUACAGAGCAGAUACAGUUCAGAAAUAGAUAUGCUACAGUUUUGAACUGUCUGGAGCUGCACAUUUCGUCGCGGACGAGCAGUUUCCUGCCGCCGUGGCGUGUGAACCCCGAUGACGCCACCAUAGUACCUAGCAGCACCCGCGCCCCACCCAUGAUUAAAGUUGGCCUCGUCAACUUGGGCAACACGUGCUAUAUGAAUAGCGUGCUACAAGCCCUCUUCGCUGCUAGGAAGUUCAGCGUACACGUGAUGAUGAACCUCCACGUUGGCGGAUAUUGGGCGAAGAUCGGCGAGCUGUUCGCCAAGAUGAUGUUCGGCAAGUCGCCAUCUGUGCCCCCCAUCGAUCUCUACGAUGCCAUCAAAAUGUCCGCGUUCUCGGGCAACCAACAGCACGACAGUUCUGAGUUCCUCUCACAUCUAUUUAACAGGCUGCGUGCUAGCGAGCACACUGCUAAGGAUAACGAUAACAACAACUAUAACAAUGGAACUGUGAGUGAUAGUAGCAGUGACUCCGAGCAAACCAAGCAACACGCCUUCGCAUCCGGGUCGAGGAAGAGACAUAACGACGGAGCCGAGAGCGGCGUUCCCAGGCGGCGGUAUAAAGUCAACUCGCAGAGCAUGUUGAGGAAUACGUUCGUCGAGGAAAUGUUCGGGGGGGCCCAACUGGCGCGCGUCGAAUGCAGCCACUGCCAGAACUGCGUGGUCUCCAGAGACGUGUUCUGUGAACUGCACCUGUCCUUCCCCGAGAAACUAAUGGACAAGACGCACAGUGUGCAGAGCUUGUUAGAGUUCUAUUGCACCACGGAGCGCAUGACGGGCGACAACAGAUUCCUAUGCACGGAAUGCGGUGAAUUGAGAGAUGCGGAUAGGAGCGUCCGUAUCGAUCAUUAUCCCAUACAUUUGGUGCUGGUGUUGAAGAAUUUCGAGUACGACGUGAAGAACUCUGUCCACACGAAGUUGAUGCACAACGUGGUCUGCGAUCUGAACAUAGUGAUGCCGGCACUUCGGUCGCAGAAGAAGGGCUCCUACAAUCUGUUCGCCGCCGUCAUUCACAACGGGAUAAACAUAGACUCUGGGCACUACUAUACCGUGGCUAAGAACGACACUUGGUACAGAUUCGACGACUCCCACGUCACACCUAUAGAUGAGUCGAAAUUAAACAAUCUUGGCUACGCCAGCACCCCCUAUAUUCUAUUCUAUAUACGAAGCGAUGUCGAGGAAGUCGAGUUGCCCACGCUAGAUCAAUUGCCGCAACGGCUACAGGACGCAGUUAACACAUACAACAAAUUCUAUCACAACCAUCGUUGAAAUUCUUCGGCUAGUUUUUUUUUGUUAUUUACCCCUUAUUUCAAUUUUUUCAAAUUGUAUAAGGGCUACAUGAAUGUCUUGUUAUUUUAUUUUUUUGUUAUUUAUACAAACCGCAUGCGAUUGAUCAGUCUUUUAUCUUGUUAUUUCUAAUUUUGUUAUUUUUACAAAAUGGAUCCGAUUCAUCAAUGAUCAGUCUUUGCUGCAUAUGACGUAAUCAUAAAUUUUGCGUAUACACUAUACAUAUAUAUAAACUGUACAUACUAGAGAUAAUUAUGAAAUUUAUAUUAUAUUAAACACUUGACAUUUUGUUAAAGUUUCCAAACUUAAGAGUGGCAACCCUAGUUUUCAUCGCAUCUUAUGUCUUUUUCCCUCCUUUACCUCCUAUAUAGCUAUCUAUCUCGCUCGCGACGAUCCCCACCAGGAUGAAGUGGUCGAGCUGCAAUGCCAUUUGUUCCUGACCUGUUCCUCAUUGGCGUCAAGUUUCCCAUCACGGGCGGUUCACUUCUGAUAAUUCGUAGUCAUAAUCAAAGUGCUACUGCAGGAUAUCGGUAAGAUUUCGUGACAUUGUCAAAAUAAUCACAAAAAGGAAUUGAUGUGGUGGUUAGAAAAUUGUCACCGGGAAUCGAUGAUUCAUGUUCCACCUCCAGACACUUUUUAACGACAGACGCGACGUAUACGCGUCAAACGUCGCGUGGGACGCUCAGCUCAGAACACAGUGUGUCAGGUCAGUGGACAGAUCGGAAGAAAAAUUUACAU